AUGCUCUUUGCGGAUGAUGUGGCACUUAUUGGGGAGUCCAAGCAAGAGACAGAAGGCAAGCUUGAGUUGUGGCGCCAGACUCUGGAAUCGAAGGGCUUCAGACUCAGUAGAACAAAGACUGAAUAUCUGAAGUGUGAUUUUGACGGAACCGGGACGGAUGAUGGAGAACUGUUACUAGACGGCCAGAUUGUACCAAGGAAAGAAUCCUUUCGAUAUCUGGGAUCUAUGAUCCACAGUGAUGGGGUGAUAAAGGAGGACAUUAGACACAGAUCCCAGUUAGGAUGGGCUAAAUGGAGACUGGCGACUGGGAUCCUUUGCGAUCGCAAGGUGCCAGUUAAGCUGAAAGGAAAAUUCUACAGGACAACAUUCAGGCCCGCAAUGCUGUAUGGAGCGGAAUGUUGGGCAACUAGAAGCUCGCACCUCAUGGCGCUCCAUGCGACGGAAAUGAGGAUGCUAAGGUGGGCAUGUGGACACACAAGGCACGAUAAAAUCAGAAAUGAUUGUGUCCGUGGGAAACUUGGGGUAGCGCCAAUGAAGGAUAUACUAUCACAACAUCGGUUACGCUGGUUCGGGCAUCUCCAGUGA
Messenger RNA from Papaver somniferum (opium poppy), 585 nucleotides. RefSeq lists its product as uncharacterized. Bases 1 to 585 code for a protein of 194 amino acids. The record is from RefSeq and is a predicted model, not a curated record. The transcript has a single exon. NCBI's taxonomy places the organism in Eukaryota, Viridiplantae, Streptophyta, Magnoliopsida, Ranunculales, Papaveraceae.